Molecule: messenger RNA, 1880 nt
Organism: Corticium candelabrum
Lineage: Eukaryota; Metazoa; Porifera; Homoscleromorpha; Homosclerophorida; Plakinidae
Product: ficolin-2-like
Exons: 3
Coding region: 565-1674 (369 amino acids)
Source: RefSeq, a predicted model, not a curated record
CUGCAGCGGGCGCAUCUUGCACUUUAGCAGUUGUGUAGAAUGACAGUGGCUGCAUGGAGAUCGCACGUCACAUCCACUCGGUUAUUUACAUGAACAAACAAACUCCGGCGCAUCUCAUUUCAUUCCGCCAAAGUCUCCGUUCUGGCCGUCGGAGGCAGUCCGGGCGAAAUCCGACUCGACCGUUCGUCUCGGACGGCCGAACUCGACCUGGCCGGCCAUUUUCGCGACGAUCCGAGACCGGCGUCGUGUCGAUUGGCGCAUUACAGACAGACAGAUAUUCCUAUCCAGACAGACGGAAGCGUGGGUUGGCGUAUUAUAGGACGGUGUACUCUGUUUGGGCAAAAACGAGUCACCUAGCCCCAAGUGUUGUGAUGAGAGCCCUUUUGGCAGAAACAACAACUCGUUACGUCGACGUCAUUCUACCUGAAAGUUACGGCAGUCAGAAUACGCGGUAGAUAGAGUACGCGGGCAAGCAAUUCAUGACGUCGACUUGCAACUUGUUAGCAAGCAAAUCCGCGCUUACAGCUUUUUGUUCUGUGAGUGGGCGUCUGCGUGAGCUCAUACAUGAUUGGUAAUAAACGGAGAAAACGGUCAAGAGCACCACCGACAUACAGUUGGAUGAUGAUAAUCACAAUGAUUCCGAAUCGACCAAUUGGGAUUUUGCUGCUAUUGUUGAUGUUUGUCACACACGUCGCUUCGCGUGGAGUGAAAGGUGACAGCAGUGAAGACAGCGUGACUGUUGCACAAAUCAAUGUGCAAGUUUCCCUUAGAGGGAAUAGUACGUCAAAUGGUUUGAUGUCGAGAAAAAUGGUGGGAAUGAAAGGAGAGAAAGGAGACCGUGGGAAAGCAGGUCCGCCUGGAAGACCAGCACCAGAGAACAAAUGCUACUGCAACUGCUGUUCGCGGCUGGAGGAGAUAGAAGAAAAACUAUCAAAUGUGACUGCAAUAGUCAAUCAGUUGCAGUCACAGAAGGCAGGGAAUGAAACAGAAAGCACAAGUAAGAAAAACGGACGUUACACAAGUUGUCAAGAGGCUAAACAGUUAGGAAAACUGCUGAGUGGCGUGUACACUUUAGACCUUGGAGAUGGAUUGGACUCGUUUCAAGUGUACUGUGAUAUGUCGACAGACGGUGGUGGCUGGACAGUGUUUCAGAGACGCCAGGACGGUUCUGUUGACUUCUACCGCGGCUGGUCUGACUAUGAAAACGGAUUUGGAGACUUGAACGGAGAAUUCUGGUUGGGAUUAGACAAAAUACACAGAUUGACAAAACAAGCAAAGAUUCUUCUUCGUGUAGACCUGAUGGAUUUUGACGACAGUCGAGUUUAUGCCAAAUACAAAGGAUUCAAAAUAGGAGACAAAAACAGUAAGUACUUGCUGAGCUACGAAUCUUACAACGGGAACGCAGGAGAUUCAUUGAGUAAGCACAAAGGAAUGAAAUUUACCACUAAAGACGCUGACAACGACCCUUCAUACGACAACAACGAUGGGUCAAGUGGCAAUUGUGCUGUUGACUGGAAGGGAGCAUGGUGGUACCAGUGGUGUCAUUCAUCUAACUUGAAUGGUCUGUACUUAAAAAAUGAAAAGUCUACUAACAACCGUGGGAUCGUUUGGUCUACUUGGCAGGACGGUAUUCCUCUCAAAUUCACAGAAAUGAAAUUGAGUGUUAGUUCUUAAAUGACAUCUGCUUCUUAAUUGCGUGUUAGUUCGUAAAUACCAUCACUUACAAAGCGUUUACGCUGACUCAAUACAUUAAUAUUAGCACAGAACGCACGAUACUGUAGUCGUGUUGCAACAGCAUUAGAAAAAAUACUCGUUUGUGUUUACGACUGCUACAAAUGUGUUAAGGAUUUGAUUCAUAAUUAACAGCAAGAUUGGACGUU